GCACCUGAACUGACAACCACCUCCGCAUCCCACGGCGACACCUUCCUCCUACUGAUCUGACAUCUGCUAAUGCUUGCGGACAAAUCCGUGGCUCCGCAUUAUUCCUCGGUUCGCCACCCUUUGCCCUCCUGCUCAGACAAACCUCUGGCAGCUGCAUUCGUUCGCUGAUGUGAUGUGAUCCGUUUCGCUAGUUUCGCUAGUUUCGCUACGUGUUUCGCGCAUCUGGCGCUGCCCAAAUUGGAGUGAUCCCCUUAGGAGGAAUCCGCACCGCAAUGGCGGAUGAGAUUUCAGCCAACGGUUUCGCGCAAGACCGCGCGGAGCCGUCUCUGGAAGACGACGGAUCGGCAUCUCUGCUGUCGCCGACGUCAGGAGCGGCUCGUCCCACGAACCUGGCCUCCUUAUUCGGCGACGAUAAAGACCCGCAGCCCAUGUGGCUGGACAAGUCCGCGUUCCUGGACCCGUCGUUCGACCCCGACGCGUACAUCGCGACAGUGCGGCGGAUAGCGCCCCUGGAGUCAGUGCGCGCCGAGCUGCGGGAGCACCUGGCGGCGCUCAAGAGCGAGCUGGUGGAGCUCAUCAACCGUGACUAUAACGACUUCGUCAACCUCUCCACCAAGCUUGUGGACGUCGACGGGGCAGUGCUGCGCAUGCGAGUGCCCCUCACGGAGCUGCGGGCGCAGCUGCUGGCGGUGCGCGGCAGCGUGGCAGUGGCACCAGCAGCACUAGAGGACGGCCUGCGGCGCAGGGCGGAGGCGGCCACAGCGCGGCAGAUCCUGGAGCUGUUACUGGACACGUCCAACGUGCUCUCCAAGGUCGAGAAGCUCCUGCUCGAGCUGCACGCCAUGCCCGACGCCCCCCCACCCUCCGCCUCCGCCUCCACCUCUGCCCAACCCUCCGCUUCCGCAUCUCCAGCCAAGCGGCCCGCUUCGUCUGGAUCCGCUUCUGCUUCUGCUUUGGCAGGGGCGGCGGUGGCGGGGAAUGGGGUGGUGAAGGGUGGAGGGGGUGAGGGGAGUGCGGGGGAGGAGGGGGGGGAUGCGGGGGCGGGGACAGGGGCGGGGACAGGGAGGGAUGCGGAGCGGGAGCUGGAGGAGGCUCGGAGCCGGUUGCUGGAGCGGAUUGCGAGUGAGAUGAACCGACUCAACUUCUACGUAGCCAAGGGGAAGGACCUGCCAUUCGUGCGGUCAGUGGAGGGGCGCAUCCGCCAGGCCAGCAGCACGCUCGCGUCGCACCUCCGGCGGUGCCUGGAGCGCGGACUGCACCAGCGGUGGCGCCGCGUGGUGUACCACUGCCUGCGCGCCUUCGCCUCGCUGGACGCCGCCGCCGACGCCGAGGAGCUCUUCCGCCGUGCCGUCAUCGCCCCCCUCGUCGCACAGGCGCUGGCAGCAGGAGCAGGGGGAAAAGGGGGAGCAGCAGCAGCAGCAGCAGCGGCGGGGCAGUAUCAGGAGAACACGCCAUUGUCGCCGAAAUCCCCCUCGUCACCCACCUCCUCCUCCUCCUCCUCCUCUUCCUCCGCUGCCACUGCCUCAGGCGACCUUCUCCAAGAGGUGUACGAGCGGAUCCGGCAGGCGGUAUCUGAGGUGUGCGGGUUCGUGCUGGACAUCGUGGCGGCGGCGGACGCCGGGCUGCACGUGUUCCAGUUCCUGGCUGCCAGUGUUCUCAAGGAGGUGUCGCUCGCGCUGCACCGCUCGCACGCUGCCGCAUUCUCGCCCGGAAGGCCUGCGCAGUUUCUGCUCAACUACAAGGCGUCGCUCGACUUCCUCGCGUUUUUGGAAGGGUUCUGCACGAGUCGUGAAGCUCUGGCCUCCUUCCGCUCCCAUCCCUGCUACACCGAUUUCCUCAAGGGCUGGAACCUUGCUGUCUACUAUGCGUCCCGAUUCCGUGAGAUUGCUGGGCUUCUAGACGACGCGCUGGUCCCGCCUGCCGCCAGCUCAGCAGCAGCGGCAGCACGUGUGGCGGUGCAGCGAGCAGUGGCGCCGGGCGUGGGGCUGGCGCUGCAGGCGUCGGUGGUGCUGUGGGAGGCGCUGCAGCGCUGCUGGCACCCGGCCGUCUUCAUCCCGUGCAUUGCCGACAAGUUCCUGCGCCUCACCCUGCAGCUCCUCGCACGGUUCAGCAAGUGGGUGACGGCGGGCGUGGCAGCGAGGAGAGCCGGGACAGCAGCAGACAGCCCGGGAGGCGAGUGGGGGCUGGCUGCCACACCAGAGGACCUGGCGCUGGUGUGGCAUGACCUAUUGGUACUAUCGUCCAACAUCAGAGCAGCCUAUGUGGGCGAGCUGGUGCAGCAGCUGGGGCCGGGGGUGGCAGGGGAGGUGCGGGCAGCAGUGAGGGGCGAGGUGGAGAGUGCAGCAGACGGGCUGCAUGCGCUCACGGCUCAUGUAGCGGCGCUACUCUCAGACAUCACUGCUGACCGCUGCAUCGAGGUCCUACGGCCCGUGCGAGCCAUAGCAGCCAUGUAUCGCGUGCCCAGUCGCCCUCCUCCCACCCGCCACUCCCACUAUGUGCCAGGAGUUCUUCAACCCCUCAAGGUGGUGCUGGAGGGAGACAAGCAGCGUGCAGCAGCAGCAGCAGCAGCAGGGGAGGAGGUUUGGAGUGAGGAAAUGAGGGCAGUGGUGGUGGCUCAAGUGGUGGAGAGGGUAACUCAAAAGUUUGACGAGCUCGCAAAGGAGGUCGUUGCCACGGCGCGGCGCACGGAGUCUUCUCUGAAGCUGCUGCAGCAGCGGUCCAUGAAGCGGCCGCCGGGAGCAGCGGAUGCGGGGGGGGCGUCAGGCAUGUCGGACACGGAUAAGAUCAUCGGGCAGCUCUUCCUUGACGUGCAGGAGUAUGGUAGAAUCAUUCGCACGUUUAGGCUGGAGCCAACAACAGUGGCGCCCUUUGCUUCGCUCUGGGCCAGCGUGGCACCAGCAGACCGGCAGGAAAUGAGCUUUUAGGGACUGGGAGGACGGGCAGGCAGGCACCCUCAGCAGAUGCUGGAAGCAUGAAUGACCCAAAUGUGGCUUACGAUACAAAUAUAUAUUACAAGUGCUCAAGUUUUGUCACUGUACGAAUCUCUAGUCUUCCCACAAUCAAUGUAUUGUAUUACGAACGGUCCUACUCUCAUAGAACUGG
This is a messenger RNA of Closterium sp. NIES-67, 3102 nucleotides long. Lineage: Eukaryota; Viridiplantae; Streptophyta; Zygnematophyceae; Desmidiales; Closteriaceae. The record is from the annotation of a GenBank genome assembly.